Molecule: messenger RNA, 888 nt
Organism: Penicillium argentinense
Lineage: Eukaryota; Fungi; Ascomycota; Eurotiomycetes; Eurotiales; Aspergillaceae
Product: putative esterase/lipase
Exons: 2
Coding region: 1-888 (295 amino acids)
Molecular function (GO): hydrolase activity
Source: RefSeq, a predicted model, not a curated record
AUGCAAGGAUUGACUUACUGCUACUACAAAACCGUGGUGGUGAUCAUCCGAUUCCUGGCCGACGUCCUGGGUUUCUUUGUGGGCCGGCCAUCGCCCACCCCCGAUGAAGUGCUCCAAAUUCCAUCCCGCGACGCUGGACGGACCAUCAAGGCUCAUGUCUACCGCUCAGCCACUGCAUCCGCCGGCACCGGCCCCAAGCCAGUUCUUCUCAACUUUCACGGCAGUGGAUUCAUCUUCCCGCAUCACGGCAGCGAUGUGAAAUACUGUCAGCGCCUGAGGCGCGAGACCAAAUAUACGGUGGUGGACUGCUCCUACCGCCUGGCGCCAGAGAACCCAUUUCCAGCCGCCCUCAACGACGUCGAAGAUGCCGUGAAAUACGUCCUGAGCCGUCCAGACGAAUACGAUGCCUCGCACUUCGCCAUCGGCGGCUUCAGCGCCGGUGGGAACCUCCUCGGCUAUUCUGUUCCCCCGGGCACUUUCCGCUCCUUGCUCGCCUUCUAUCCCGCCUUGGACCUGAGCAGCCCUGCCAACUCCAAGACGGCCCCGAACCCGGGUGGCAUGCCCAUUCCGGCCCCGCUGGCACGCCUGUUCAAUCGAUGCUACGUGCAGAACGAAAUGGACAAGCGAGACCCGCGCAUCUCCCCCCGCUUUGCGCCGCUGGAGCGGCUCCCGCGCCGCCUGCUGAUGAUCACGGCCGGCCACGACACUUUGGCCCACGAGGCGGAGGAGCUGGCGGCGAAGCUCCAGCAGCUCGAGGGCUGGCAUGUGGUCAGUGAACGCAUGGAGUGGUGCAACCACGGGUGGGACAAGCUCACGCGGGCCAAGCCCGAGCAGCGGCAGGCGACGGAGCGAGCGUACGGGCUGGCGGUUGAUAUGCUGAACGAAUAG